AUGUCUUUCAAGAACGACGCUUUCCCUUCUUCUGCCGCCUUCGACGCCAUCAACUCGACUCUACAGGCUGAUGCUGCCGAGCGCAAAGAGGCCAUCAACAAGGCUAAAGCGGUGGUCGCCUUCAACAUCAAGAACGAUAAGGGCCAAGAAGAGAGCUGGUAUCUCGACCUCAAGGACAAGGGUGUUGUGGGCAAGGGUGCUGCUCCCGAGGGAGGAAAGGCCGAUGUGACUCUUUCCCUUUCGGAUGCCGACUUCACUGCCCUCGUAAGCGGGAAGGCCAACGCUCAGAGACUUUUCAUGGGUGGGAAGCUCAAGAUUAAGGGCAACAUCAUGAAGGCGACCAAGAUGGAGCCCGUCCUGAAGAAGGCUCAGGGCAAGGCCAAGCUAUAG
Messenger RNA from Aspergillus vadensis CBS 113365, 390 nucleotides. RefSeq names its product SCP2 sterol-binding domain-containing protein. NCBI's taxonomy places the organism in Eukaryota, Fungi, Ascomycota, Eurotiomycetes, Eurotiales, Aspergillaceae. The coding region runs from base 1 to 390 and encodes 129 amino acids. Gene Ontology annotation, cellular component: cytosol. The record is from RefSeq and is a predicted model, not a curated record. The transcript is spliced from 3 exons.